CAAUCUGGACGUCUUUCCCGUCGGUCUGCAAACCAUGGAGAUCCUCGGCCUCUGGGGUGAACCCAGAAAAGUUAUCCGUUUCGGCUGCGUCGCCUUCUGGAUGACCUUCAUGAUCAUCGCUCCGAAAACCUGCCUGGAGUACGGAGGCGAGGGAUUCGAUUCGUUCGCCCGAGGAACCGCCGAGCUAAUCUACUUUACCGACUUCAUCUCGUCGAUGGUUCUGUUUGCCUUUCGACGCAAGUCCUACGUCCGGAUGAUCACCAUACUGCAGGACACGUUCCGAAAGUUUGCACAUCCGAGUCAGCCUGCGAGCUGCCAGCAUGCAGUUACCAACUUCAACGAGCGGAUCUUUAGGUAUUCUCGAAUCUACGCCUGCUUCAUAGGAAGCUGCUUGAUCUUCUACGUUCCACUACCGAUGACGGCAACCUUCGUGAACUACUUUUCCGCUGCCAAUGGGACCGAGCCGGAUGACUUCGUUUUGCCGCUGGAGAAUAAGUUCUAUGGGUUGGACACCCGACGCAACAUGGUGCACUAUAUCAUCUACAUGAUGAUGCUGACGCCGGCCGUCAUCGGCUCGGCUUGUCUCAGCAUCGUCAAGGGAACCGUACUCUUCACGAUCAUCCGUUACGGCGCGACCCUGUUCGAGUUGGUAUCACUCAAAAUUGCAGAUCUUGGUAAUCCGACCAACUUCCGAGAUCAAGAUAACGUCCAGGAGCAGCAGCGGCAACGGCGCGAUCAACUGCUGGAGAUUAUCGAACUGCACCAGACGGCACUGGAAUUUGCCGAUCUGCUGGAGAACACGAUGCAGCACAUCUUACUAUCGCAAUUUGUCAACUGUCUGCUCAUCUCGUGUCUGAUGAUGUUCUACAUCUCUAGUACGUACGGACCGAAUGUCGUCAAUAUGGUAAUCUUGUUCACCGUCCUCAUGGUGGAAGUGUUUGCGUACUGUUUCAAUGGGGAUGAACUGAGUGAAAAAGCGGCAGAAGUGGCCAAAACGAUCUACAGCUAUCCCUGGUACAUGGAACCCGUGGCCGUUCAGAAGGAGAUUCAGCUGAUGAUUUUGCGUUCGCAGAAGAAGAUUGGCAUCACGGCGGCAAAGUUCUACUUUGUAGAUAUCGGUCGAUUCGGAAUGGUGGUACAGGCUUCGUACUCGUACUAUUUGAUUCUGAAGGAGAGAUUUUAAA
This is a messenger RNA of Ochlerotatus camptorhynchus, 1184 nucleotides long. RefSeq lists its product as uncharacterized. Gene Ontology annotation, cellular component: plasma membrane. Lineage: Eukaryota; Metazoa; Arthropoda; Insecta; Diptera; Culicidae. The transcript has 3 exons. The record is from RefSeq and is a predicted model, not a curated record. Bases 35 to 1183 code for a protein of 382 amino acids. Gene Ontology annotation, molecular function: odorant binding; olfactory receptor activity. Gene Ontology annotation, biological process: sensory perception of smell; detection of chemical stimulus involved in sensory perception of smell.